Messenger RNA from Penicillium griseofulvum, 738 nucleotides. RefSeq lists its product as uncharacterized. The transcript has a single exon. The record is from RefSeq and is a predicted model, not a curated record. The coding region runs from base 1 to 738 and encodes 245 amino acids. NCBI's taxonomy places the organism in Eukaryota, Fungi, Ascomycota, Eurotiomycetes, Eurotiales, Aspergillaceae.
AUGGCGACCGAGCAGCCCCCGCAUGACAACAACUGGUAUGAAGAUACCGACGAAGAGGUUGCUGAUCAAUCAGUUGGUCUCCCAAAGAUCGGAAGCUUUACUCUUUACAAGAUUACACCCCCACUUUUGGAUCCAGAGGACCUGGAAAUGUGGAUUGACGAAGUCCGGAAGACCUUACGAGGCCAUAAUCUUCAUAACUUGAUAGACAAAUCGAUUCCAUGGCCUACACGAGAUAGCCCGAAUAGAAGAAAAUGGAAAGCUCUGUCAAUUCAGGUUCGCACCUGGAUAUCUAGCAGCAUUGACUACGAAGUGCGGCGAAGUAUUUUUGACCGAGGUGUUCGAACGGUCUUUGCAGAUGAACUGGUCGAACAGAUCAAGGACUAUAUGGAAAUAGAAAGUUAUGGAGUCUUGAGACUUGCAAUGAAAUCGUGGAUGAAAUGUACACGAAAACAAUACUCAACGAACAGAGAGUUCAUCAAUGCAAUCAGAACCAAAUACCGAACUCUCUUGGGUCUGAAACUAGGACCUGCUCCUUACUUUGCCAUACAAAAGAUGAUCAUGGAGCUGAUGGAGGUGCCGGAUUUGAAGAGUUUCAUAGUCCUCAAAGACAAUGAACUAGAUGGCAUCAAGAACCCUGUGACAACAAUCACAGUGGCGGACUUCCAGAGGUACUGCACGUCAAUUGAGCAGCAUAUCAAGAUGACAAAUGCCGAUUAUGCAAGCUUCUCUUCCCGGUAA